AUGGGCAUCCCCAGCUCUGCUGAGAGACUUCACACAACAACAACUUCCCCCCCAGCCCCUGGCUCUGGGUCUCAGGGGGUUCCUGCCCACCCUGUACUUCGGGAGGCCUUUGCUGUGACACUGCAGGUGAGCACAGGGGAAGACUCCAAGAGAAGGAAAGGUCUCCCACAGCAGACAGCUGGAACUGGUUCUGCACCAGCCAGCCCAGUGCCCAGCCCCUCUGGAGCCCGUGAGAGCAGGACCCAGGCAGCUCCCUGGCACAGCUCUGCCCCUGCAGCCCCCCAGAGCCAGCACAGUGCCAGCCCAGCAGCUCCUGCUCCAGCACCACCCUCGCCCCGUGCAGGGGGAAGCCAGCCCAGCUCAGGCACAGCACACCCUGCCCCAGGGGUGCCCAGUGUCCCUGGUGAGGUCCCAGCACAGCUGGCACAGGCUCUGGUGCAGCAGUUCAGGAGGGCUCUUGAUGCAGCCACCAGGAACCUCAGCACCGGCAGAGGAGACCCCCUCACCAUCACCUCAGCCCCAAAGCUGUCCUUCCUGUUCAAGAGCACUGAUGGCAUGAUAUGCCUUCGACCCCUGCAGGAGUCCCCUCUGCCCAGGACAUUCCCAAAUGCCAGUGUUGGGGGGCUGGUUUCUGUCCAGCAAAUCCUGGCAGCGUCAAAUUCCUCAGCGCUGGACCUGGCAGACUUACACCAGCUGAGUCCUUCCAGCCUGGUCCUGCUCAGGCCUGUGUUCAUCCUGCUGCCCACGGACAGGGCACACUCACCCUUUCCUCAGGGGGAAGGUGACCACAGAACCACCCACCUGGGCACACACGUGGGCACCCCUGAAAGCAGCCACGGGAGAACGAGUUCCUCUUAUCCCACCAGUAAAUCUGAAACCACUCUGUCCACUGUGUCCAACCAACAAGCAGAGAGAGCAAAGGUGACUCCUCAGCCAACUCAUCCCAGUUACAGAGCCACCGUGGGCUUGGGCCAAGCUGCCACCUCAGCACUAGGUCCUUUGCUGGACCCAGGGAUGGGGAUGAGCAGCACAGGGCAGGCCCUGCACCUUCCCAGGAUGCCAGAGGAGAUGCAGAUCCCUGCUCCCCCUUCCCAGGAGGCCAAGGGCACUGAUUUACUGCUCCUGAGCAGGAUGUUGGCAGAGCCUGGCACCUCCCCUGGGGCACCAUCAGUGCUGCCCACGCAGCAGAGCCCCUACACUUCCUCCAAAGUGUCUCCCACGACUGAAAAGCCACAUUCUGUAACUCCUUUACUGCCAGCAAAGGGACUCCUUGAUUUCCCAGUGCCUGCCCAGCCCGUGGCCAGCAGCACAGGGGCUGCAGGCCAUGCCCAGCACGGUGGGACACUGCAAACUGCCCCCCCUGGCCAGGGCUCAGGGACCACCCCGAGCUCUGCCCCUGCUCCCUGCGUGGAGUGUGGGACCUCACGCUCAGCUGCAGCCACAAAACACCCACUAAAGGGGCUCACAAGCACCAAACCUCUGCAGGCCACGUCCCAAGGGCUCCCAAGGACCACACUGCUGCUGCCAUCCGUGGUACCCAGCACGUCCUCAGCUUCCCCAGUGCUUCCAGCUGGGAAUGAGCACGGAGAGGCUGCCCUGGGCAGCACAGCUCCUGCAGGAGGGGUCCCUGUGCCUGCUACAGCAGCACAAACCCACAGCACUUCCGUACAACCUGAUCUCCCUCACCACUUGGAAUUCACUCCCAUGGUGCCCAAGCCCUUUGUAAGGACAGAGGGACCAACAGCAGCCCCAGUGCAGGCUCCCUUCUCAACAGAGAUCCAAAGGAAAACCACGGUUCCUGGGAAACUUGGGGCUGCAGUGACCCACCCAAGGGUGUGUUCCAGCUCUGCUGCACGCCCACCUUCUCCUGCUCCUGCACAUGUGCCCCUGCUGGCAGCCCUGGAAGGUGACCAAGCCCUCCAAGCUCCCACUGAACUGUUCCCACGGGCCAGCACGGGAGAAACCCCAAAGCCAACUGAAAGCAGCACGAGGGCAGGAAAAGCAGGACCCGGUGAAUCCUCGGGGGUGAGUGUGUCCCUGUCAGCCCCAGUGAACACACAGACACAGCACCCACCCCCAGCAGCCCUGGGGAAGGAGCUGGGUUCGAGUGCAGCACAGCCCUCUGUGCCCACGGGAGCUGCCCUGCAGAGACAGCCCCGAGGGACACAGGGCACCCCCCAGGCUGCCCCAGCAGGGACUGCUCUCCCUGCAGCCCAGGGUGCUCAGACCACUGCUCCACUCACCAGCAAGAAAGGGCAUCACCUGCCCACAGCAGCCCCCCAGCCUGAUCCCAGCGUGGUGCUGCCCAGGGUGAACACACCCGCUGUGGGGAAGGGCGAGGGCGAAGCAAAAGGAGAUGCAGCCCCCACCAGCCACCUGCCCACCCAGGCACCCCUGUCUGCGUCCCCCAGACACCCUCUGGAGAAGGAGAUCCUGGAGGACACCAUGGAACAGGAGCCUGGUCAUUCCAGCCCUGGCAGUGCCCUGAGUGCCACCGGGCCACCUCCCACAGCAGCACUGGCUGUCUCUGCUGCCAGGCCUGGGAACAAGGUCACCAAUCACUCUGCUGCCUUCCAGAGAGCAGCUGGCAGUGAUGCUGAGAUGCUUCCAGCCAGAGACCUGAUCCAGCUCCUUCCAAGCCCAGAGAGCCCCUCACAUCCUGCCGGGAGCCCGGUGCCAGCCCGGGGGGAUUCCCUGCUGGGUGUGGCAGGCACUGACUCAUCCGAGGGGCUGCUGCUGAACACAGAGGCAGAGGAGAUGGGCAGGACGGAGGAGGUGACAGACGGAGCAGCUGAAGGGCUGGUGACACUGCUGGAUGCCCAGCCCAGCGCCCCGGGGGACUCUCACCACAGGAGGGGGCUGCAGCCGGAGCUCACCGUCCUGGAUGGCCUGGCCGUGGUGAGGGACGACGCCUGCGGCUCCGGCAACUACACGGUGCAGCUGAGCCUGAGCCCCGCUGCUGACACAGCCCCCGAGCCCCACGGGCCUCCAGCACCUUCCCCAGAGACCUUCCUGGCCUUGGUGGCCGUGCAGGACAACCUCAGCCAGCCCCUGGUGCAGCCCCUGCUGCAGAUCCACUCGUGCUGUGUGACCCCCUCCGCCAGCCCCGGGGCCCCGGGAGCCCAGUGCUGCCUGUUCCGCAGGCUGCCAUUUGAGUGCAGGCACAUCCAGCUGCUGCAGAGCAGCAGAUCCAGAGCUGCCAGCUUCACCAUCCAGCUGUUCCAGAUGCUGAACCACUCGGUGGCCUACCUGCACUGCGAGCUGGACGUGUGUCUGCACGGAAAGGAGGGAUGUGAGCAGGACUGCUUGGAAAGUGUGGAGCCAGUUCUGCAGCCCAGUGACAGGAACAGCCAUGGAAACCUGCACAACCUCAUCUCAUUUGGCCCAGUUUGGAGGAUGAAGGACAGGUUUCUGUACAAACCUGUGGAAGGUCCUGGCUCUGCUGUGCUGCUGCCCAUCCUGCUGGGCUCCCUCACUGGCUUUGCUGUCCUGGGCAGUGCCUUCAUAAGCCUUUGGCUGCACCACAGGCAGAAAUCCAAACCCCUGCACUACCCCCCCUUUGGAGACAUCCAUGGGCUGUGAGCCUGGAGCAGCUCCUGGUCCUGCAGCUCCCACACCAGCACCGCAGUGACCAGGGGAGAACAGGUCCUGCCCUGCACAUUGUAGUGCUUCUGUAGAGCUUCUGCUGACCCAGGGAGCAAGAGGGGUCCCACCUCUGCCCAGGGCACGUCUCCCCUUCCCUCCUUUCCCUCUGCAUGAGCGAGCCCACAAACUGCAGAGCAGAGAAGGGCCGAGGGAGGGGCUGUCAGACCCUGUGGGUGGGGGAGGGCAGCUGGGGGAUGCUCAGGGGGUGCUGUGCAGAGCCCUGCCUGGGAUCCAGCCUCACAUCCCUCUGUUCUGGAGGAACAGGGGCUUCUCCAUUCUGUCCACGACCUCCUGCUGCCUGUGCAGCUGCUGCUGGUGGGGAAGGAGGAAGCAGCAUCCCUGGAGUGUGGAAGGAGCUGUGAGGCAUGAGGAAGGCACCUCUGGGAAGGGAUCUCCCUGUCUUUGGGGCCACGGUGUAAAUGGUCAGCAUGACAGCCCCACUUGGGUAUUGUAAUGCCAUUAAAACUGACCCUGGAACGUGUCUGAGGCCGGAGCUGUUUGCCCAGAAAUGGGCACCCCUGAAAGGUCUGGGGGGCAGAGAGCCCCUCUGCAGCCAUGGACUGUGUUCCCCUACUCCCUCACCUUCUCCUGAACUCUCUGUAAUAAAACUGAGCAUUGCAGUAAGUGUUUGUCUUGCCUGUGCCUGAACCUGAGGGAAAUGGAGUCCCCUUGGGCUUGUCUCAGCUCCAAAACUGCACUGGCAGGUGAGUGCCAGCAGGUGGGAGUGGGGGUGGCAAGGGCAGGACCUGUGCCAGAAGCAUCACACCUUAGGGCGUGGCAGGGAAUUGGCAACAAUCACCUUCUAAUGUUUGUAGGGUUUUUUUUUCUCCCUGAAAGGCUGCAGAGCCCGGCUGGCUUUUUACCUUUUCCUUCUUUCCCUAAAGCCUUGCAGUCAGUGUAACAGGAAAAUAGCUCACACUUCCCCCUGGCUCAGUCUCCCUCCAAGAAUUUCUUCAAGAUCUGGCACAGAGCUAAAAGUUCCA
Manacus vitellinus (golden-collared manakin) is the source of this 4628-nucleotide messenger RNA. Its product is annotated as mucin-1-like. The record is from RefSeq and is a predicted model, not a curated record. The transcript has 5 exons. Lineage: Eukaryota; Metazoa; Chordata; Aves; Passeriformes; Pipridae. Bases 1 to 3582 code for a protein of 1193 amino acids.